This is a messenger RNA of Metopolophium dirhodum (rose-grain aphid), 1634 nucleotides long. RefSeq names its product rab-like protein 3. Gene Ontology annotation, cellular component: endomembrane system. The record is from RefSeq and is a predicted model, not a curated record. NCBI's taxonomy places the organism in Eukaryota, Metazoa, Arthropoda, Insecta, Hemiptera, Aphididae. Gene Ontology annotation, molecular function: GTPase activity; GTP binding. The transcript has 5 exons. The coding region runs from base 668 to 1357 and encodes 229 amino acids. Gene Ontology annotation, biological process: intracellular protein transport.
CUUUUCCGAUCAUAAAUGUAACCACACGGUCAAAAGUUGAAUAUAUUCAACUAUGCGGUAUCGUUUGGUAACUGUCGUGGUAGCCGUGAUUAUUUUACACGACACGGUGUAGCGUGAACCGCCCCUUAGCAUAAAACACGGUUUAAGAUAUACAACCGUGGUAUAAAACAUACUACAUAGUAAAAUAUACUAAAUAGGUAUCGUCAUAGAUAAAAGAUAAUCAUAUUGACAUAAUGACAAGUAUAUAACGUAUUGUACUGUGACAAAAGGAAAAUAUCAUGGUGUUGGUAUACUUAUUUUUUAGUAAUGCAAUUAAUUAUUCUAUGUACUGUUAUCGUUGUACUGUAUAUAAUGUUAAAUAAUAAAUAGUAUUACUAUUUAUAUUAUAGUAUUCCAUUUUAAGCAAAUUGGAUCGUCGGUUAAAUUAUAUUUAAAAAUGGAGAUUUCAAUGGCUUCAACCGACAGUGUUAAAGUGUUGGUUGUUGGAGAUUCGGGUAAUUGUUUUAAUGGCUAUAAUAAUGUAUCAAUAGUGCAAACAAUGUUUACGUUUCCAAAGUUGUGAUCAAUACAUUUUCCAAUGAGUCAUUUUAAAAUAUUUUUUCUUCUGUUGUAAUAUAAAUUAAGUAACUUGGAACUAGGAGUUGGCAAAACAUGUUUAGUGAAUCUCAUGAGUUAUAAUAAAGUGGUAAAAAAUCCUAAAUGGACGGUUGGAGUAACAGUUGAAAUAAAACUGUACAAAUAUAUGGAAGGAACGCCUAGACAACGCAAUUGUUUUAUAGAAAUGUGGGAUAUUGGAGGAAGUUCAAACCAUAAAAAUACUAGAGAUAUAUUUUAUAAUGCUAUUCAUGGCAUCAUUUUAGUAUAUGAUUUAACUAACCUUAAAUCUAGUGAAAAUUUACAUAAGUGGUUGGCAGAAAUUUUGAAUAAAGAUAAUAACUCAAAAUAUAAAUGUACAGAUGGAUUUGAUAUGGAACAACUGGUUGGCUCAAACAGAGUACCUAUUUUAGUCUGUGGUACCAAGUUGGAUAUGGCUCCAGAACGUGGUAAGAAGUCGCCUUCUACUGUCGCUGCAGAAUGUGGUGCUGAUGAAAUAUUAAUUAAUUGUCAUGAUUCAAAAUCAUUGGAAUCAAGUACAGUUGCAUCAUCAAAGUUUAACAACUUUUUAGAUAGAGUAAUACAAACAAAAUAUCCAAUCAGUAACUCUAGUCCAUUUAGUCAAGGCCUCUACUCAAGACAACAUCAAUACCAAUCGUCCAAAACUCCACAGUACCCAGUUACUAGACAAAUAAUUUAUGAUGGUUCACCUACAAUUAGUAAAAAUACAUUUUUCAAUUCUAAAACAAUACAUAAAGACUGAGACAUUUAAUACAAUAAAUUAUACGCAACACUUUAUAAUUUUUUAAUCACAUGGAAAAAUUAUAAUAUUUUAUAACAUAAUAGUUGUUGUAAUGGUUAAGAUCAGAUGGCAAAUUUAGUAGAAAAGAUUCUGGUACAUAGAUCACUCAAUUCAGUUAAGACUGAAAACAAUUAAUUUAUUAGACAACACUAACAAUUUAAUAAAUAAUUAUAUCUAUAAGUGUUAAAAUGGUAAUAUAAGUUUUUUAAUUCAAAUAGAAAAACCCCUUUUUAAAUCA